UAAUGUUUUCCUUCCUUCACUGAGAUAGUGUACAAUCGCGAGAAUUUGUACGUUCACGGAAUUUACGGUGGCCCGUUAGUGCGUGAGACUAGUGCAAGCGAAUGCCAAUGAGCAAGGACGUACUGUACCAGGGCAAAGAUGCAACCUGUCGAGUCUCUCCUCCACAGUGGCUAUUUCCACCCAACACUCAGAUACUGGCAGACCUGUGCCUCAGACUUGAGACCUGAGAACCUCAUCUACCCCAUCUUCAUCACUGACAGCCCUGAUGCUGUGGAGCACAUCGCUAGUCUACCUGGCCAGGCCAGAUAUGGAGUGAAUAAACUGGAGGGCAUGCUACGCCCCCUUGUGGAAAAGGGUUUGAAGUGUGUGCUGAUUUUCGGAGUGCCUGCAAAAAUAGCUAAGGAUGAGAGAGGUUCGGGUGCAGACACAGACAAUACUCCGGCUGUGUUGGCUGUGAAGAAGAUAAAGUCUCUUUUCCCUGACCUGCUGAUGGCCUGUGACGUCUGCCUCUGUCCCUACACCUCACAUGGACACUGUGGAAUUUUGCGGGAGGAUGGCACUCUGGACAAUGGUGCCAGUUGCCAACGUUUGGCAGAAGUGGCAUUGGCCUAUGCCCGUGCUGGUUGUCACAUCAUUGCACCCUCUGAUAUGAUGGAUGGGCGAGUGGGAGCUAUCAAACAUUCACUGAUGUCCAAUGACAUGGGCAACAAGGUGUCAGUGCUGAGUUACAGUGCCAAGUUUGCUUCCUGUUACUAUGGUCCCUUCAGAGAUGCAGCACAGUCCAAGCCAGCAUUUGGAGAUAGGCGCUGUUAUCAGCUGCCCUCCGGUGCAAGGGGCCUGGCACUACGAGCUGUGGACAGAGAUGUCAAGGAGGGAGCAGAUAUGCUGAUGGUGAAGCCAGGACUGCCCUAUCUGGACAUAGUGAGGGAGGUCAAAGACAAGCACCCCACUCACCCACUGGCAGUGUAUAAUGUGUCAGGGGAGUUUGCCAUGCUGUGGCAUGGGGCCCAGGCUGGAGCUUUUGACCUGCGCACCGCUGUACUGGAGUCUAUGACUGCCUUCCGCAGGGCAGGUGCUGACAUCAUCAUCACCUACUACACACCUCAACUGCUCACCUGGCUGAAAGAGUAACAGACAGAAGGAUGGACAUAAAGAAUGAUCAUGUGACAAACUCCUUUUUACCUAGCUGUGCAAGGCUGACCUACACUGACAAAUGGUGUCUAUUCAAACCAAACUGACAUGUGAGAACAGGCAAUCUAUCUUCAUACAUUAAUUUACAGUUUAUUUUUCUAUAUAACAUUGUUACGUCAUAUUGUUUUUUUUCUUUGUGUGCAGCAACCACUAAUUCUCACCAAAGGUGGGAGUCUUGAAGCUCGUAGACACAUUUGUAAAGCGUAUCAAAUUCGCUUUGAAGGGUUUGUCUGUUAGAUGAAAGAAUGGUAAUAUAAAAUAUGUCGAUUGUGAUUUUGUUUUAUGGGCAUUAUUUACGAUUCUAUAGUUCUCUAAAUAGAGUAUGACGAAUAUAGGCCUUGACUUUUUAUAGCUCUGUGACGUCUGUAAUAGCUCUGGCUUUAGCGCUGACAUUUAGCAGUGGUUGUAAGGUUGGGUCAAGAAACCUGUAAAGAUAUUUUUUACCAGUGUAAAUGGUCCUGUCCCAGAAAAUAGAGAUUUGUUAGAUAACAGCAAUAAAGCUACAAUCAAGUCUGAAA
This is a messenger RNA of Oncorhynchus gorbuscha (pink salmon), 1709 nucleotides long. RefSeq names its product delta-aminolevulinic acid dehydratase-like. Gene Ontology annotation, biological process: heme biosynthetic process. The transcript is spliced from 12 exons. The record is from RefSeq and is a predicted model, not a curated record. Bases 139 to 1131 code for a protein of 330 amino acids. Gene Ontology annotation, cellular component: cytosol. Lineage: Eukaryota; Metazoa; Chordata; Actinopteri; Salmoniformes; Salmonidae. Gene Ontology annotation, molecular function: porphobilinogen synthase activity; zinc ion binding.